CUGAAGCGGUCACCAGCGUGUGGAGCCUGCCCCACACCCGUCCCCUGCCAAACCACGGCCUUUACCUGUGUCUUCCGGUGUUUCCCGUGCGACCCGUCCUGCGGGAGUGCCUCCUGGGCCACCCCAGAGUUCACCCAGCGCUCAGUGGCUCCAAUGGUGAAGAUGACAAGGUCCAAGACUUUCCAGGCAUAUCUGCCUUCGUGCCACAGGACCUACAGCUGCAUUCACUGCCGGGCUCACCUCGCCAACCACGACGAGCUCAUUUCCAAGUCCUUCCAAGGAAGCCAAGGACGAGCAUACCUCUUCAAUUCAGUAGUGAAUGUGGGUUGUGGCCCUGCAGAGGAGAGGGUGUUGUUAACAGGAUUACAUGCGGUUGCAGAUAUUUACUGUGAAAACUGCAAAACCACGCUGGGUUGGAAAUAUGAACACGCUUUUGAAAGCAGCCAGAAGUAUAAAGAAGGCAAAUACAUCAUUGAACUAGCUCACAUGAUCAAGGAUAAUGGCUGGGAUUGAAUGGGAAGAGCCCAGCCCUAGCAGCGUGUACGAGAAUGCCAUCCAACCGAACAUUAUAUCCAAGAGUGAGAGAGUGACUGAACGCUUGGUUCCAUGCAUUUAGAGGCUCUGCAGUUUGGGAGCAUCUUCACACCCUUCUCCAUCUUUAUUGGUGACUGGCCUCUAAAUUUCUGUCUCUCUGUCUCUUUGCUUUGUAUCUGUUUGUGAGUUGCCCCUGGCUGCUUCUCUCUCUGUUCUGGCGUUGGCUAGGAGAAUGCACCGACAGCCGUUCCGCCGUGACCAGUGUCUGAGCACAAACCGAUGGUGGCUUUGUGGUGGCAUUUCACCAGGAGGUCUCUGUGUGGGAGGAAGACCUGAGCUUGGGGCAGG
This is a messenger RNA of Indicator indicator, 882 nucleotides long. RefSeq names its product yippee like 2 (gene YPEL2). NCBI's taxonomy places the organism in Eukaryota, Metazoa, Chordata, Aves, Piciformes, Indicatoridae. The transcript is spliced from 4 exons. The record is from RefSeq and is a predicted model, not a curated record. Bases 154 to 513 code for a protein of 119 amino acids.